Messenger RNA from Peronospora matthiolae, 1950 nucleotides. The record is from the annotation of a GenBank genome assembly. Lineage: Eukaryota; Oomycota; Peronosporomycetes; Peronosporales; Peronosporaceae.
AUGACCGCAUCUGCUUCUGCACUGGUGGGGGCUGCGGCUCCCGCGCAAGAGAGUCUCAUGCAGCGCCUGUGGCCUGUGCUCCGCAUGGUCUGCAUCUACUACGCCGUCACGUCCGUCAUUAACGUGUUCGUCCCAAAGCAGCAGGAGUCCCAUCUCAUCAACGACCCGACGAUCGGCCCGAAUGCGGACAACUCAAUUAGUGGCCCCUCCAAAGUGCAACUGUUGACGAACGCGUUUCACUUGGGCGACGCGUUGAACUUGAGAGUGUAUGUCACGCCCGACGCUCAGUUUGCAUUUGCCGACAAGGGCGACAAGGCGGCGGUCGCGCGCGAGCAAGAGACGCUGCGAUGGGUGCAAGACGCGCUCACGUACGACACGACGCCCAACCCGCAGCGGGGCGACGGGAUGUGGGUGCACCACGUUAACGUCACGGUCGACGACCACUUGCUGGCCAAUGGCUCGCUCUACGCGCACGUCUUCUUGACGCAGGACGACCACUCCCCCAACCCGACAGACGGGACGUACGACGCCAUGAGCUGCCUCCACCGCACGAUCGCACUCACGGCCUUCCGCCCGCCGCCAAAGCGGAUCGAGAAGCGCCGUUUGCUAGCGACACAAGAGGAGGAGGAGGCAGAGCAGCAGCUGCCGCUUGAUGCGGACGUGUACGUGUCCAUGUGGAAACCGUCUUUUUACAUCAAUGUGGUCGUGGACCACACGACGUACUCGACGCGUCACCCGCCGCAGCCGUUCAUGGCGACUGCGAUGACCGUCGACGAGGCUGCUGGAGUGUACUCGCCAGUGCUGUUUCUGAACGAGUUUUGGCUGCUGGACGAGCAUCUGAUCGCGGUGAACGACACGGUGACGACGUUGCCGCUCGAGUUGUCAUUCUACCCGCUGCCCGUGUACAAGUACGCGCUGUAUACGCAGAUGGAGCAGAACUUUCGCAACCAGGAAGCUACUGGCGCGUCGUCGAGACGUGACACGGAUAACAUGAAGAGCAUGUUUAUCGAAACGAAUCCGUACCUACUGGCCGUGACGAUGGUAGUGUCGCUGCUGCACUCGCUGUUUGAUUUCCUCGCGUUCAAGAACGACGUGAGUUUCUGGAAGAAUCAAAAGUCGCUCGCGGGCUUGUCGCUGCGGAGUAUCGGGUUGAGUACGUUCUUCCAGCUCGUGAUCUUUUUGUACUUGAUGGACAAUGACACGUCGUGGCUCAUCCUUGUGCAGUCGGGGGUCGGCCUUGUCAUUGAAGUGUGGAAAAUCAAAAAAGCGCUCGUGUUCUCGCGCGACGCUGACAAUAAACUCGUUGUCUCGGGCGUCCAGAGCUACGAGAGUUCCCCUACUGCUGAACACGAUCGCGUGGCUAUAGCUCAUCUGUCGUAUAUUCUGUGGCCGCUGGUCGCCGGGCAAGCUGCAUACACGCUAGUGUAUGGUGUACACAAGAGCUGGUACUCGUGGGUGGUUUCGAGCCUCACGAGCUUUGUGUAUGCGUUCGGGUUCAUCAUGAUGACGCCUCAGCUGUACAUCAACUACAAGCUCAAGUCGGUGGCACACUUGCCUUGGCGCGCUAUGGUGUACAAGUCACUGAAUACGUUCAUCGACGACUUGUUUGCCUUUGUGAUCAAGAUGCCGUGGAUGCAUCGUCUGAGCUGCUUCCGUGACGACCUGAUCUUUUUCAUCUACCUAUAUCAGCGCUGGAAGUACCCGGUAGAUGCUAAGCGCACGAACGAGUUUGGCCAGGGUCCUAUUGACGACGAAGUCGCGUCCAACGCCAUUGAAGGUGCUACAGAGUCCGACCCGGAAUCGGAGACCGAUGCCCCUCCAGAGUCGAUUGCCGCCGCUGUAGACGAAACAGAGGACAUCCCGCCUCCCCCGUCUACCCCUCCGUCGACAGAGUAUCUCAUGUCCAGACGUGCCAAUACACUUCAGGAAGGGACAAGUCGAACGGAAUAA